GGCAAACAGAAAGGAAAGGAAUGCCUGCAGUUGCUUCAAAGCUAGCCAGUAACCCGCGGGCUGUGGUUGCACUAGCCACUACCAUUGCUGGGCUAGGCCUCUAUGUAUCUGUUAGGAGGAAAAUAGCCUCGAGGAGGAAAGAUGAAGAAGCAUACAUUGCAGCAACACAGGAUAAAGUUGGCGAUAAAAGGAAAGGAGACAGAGCAGCUGUUGACUGGGAGUUUAUCAAACGAAUCGUUAGGUUGUUCAGGAUCCUAGUUCCAAGGGUUUUAUGUCCUGAGACUGGGUACCUCAUUAUGGUUGCUAUCAUGUUAGUACUUAGGACUUACGCUGACGUCUGGAUGAUUCAGAAUGGAACUUCUGUUGAAGGCUCUAUAAUUGGUCGUAAUUUUGAAGCCUUCAAGAAGUACGUCCUCAGCUUCCUCUAUGCCAUGCCCUUUAUAUCACUGGUCAACAUCACUCUCAAGUAUAGUUUGCAAGAACUUGAGCUUAGAUUCAGGUCAAGACUCUCUCUUCAUUUAUACAGACAAUACAUGAAAGGUUUUACGUUUUACAAAUGUCCCAAUCUUGAUAACAGGAUAGCUAAUGCAGACCAACUGCUAACACAAGUAAUUAGCAAGCCGAUAUUAGACAUAUGUCUUUAUUUCUAUCAGUUAUCCAGCAGCAUAGGAGCACAAGGACCUCUCGUCAUGUUACUGUAUCUCGCAUUCGCUGGCCUCUUCUUAACAAGGUUGAGAGCCCCUGUUGGUAGAAUGACAGUCAAGGAGCAGCAGUUGGAGGGAACUUUACGUUACGUCAACUCGCGUGUCAUCACAAACAGCGAGGAGAUAUCGUUUUAUCAAGGGAAUAACAGAGAGAGGUUGACUAUUGAGGAAACUUUUAAACAUUUGGUGAAGCAUCUUCGUAGUGUCAUUCACUUUCGGUUUGCUAUGGGUUUCAUCGACAAUCUCACUGCUAAAUACUUUGCUACUGUUGUUGGUUACAUGGUUGUCAGUCGUCCGUUCCUCGAUCUCUCUCACCCGAGACACUUGAGUAGCACUCACCACCAGAUAAUGCUGGAUUAUUACAGAAGUGGUCGUAUGUUAGUCCGAAUGUCUGAGGCUAUCGGUCGACUCGUGCUGGCCGGGCGGGACAUGGCCCGUCUGUCCGGUUUCACCGCUCGCAUUCACCAGUUGACCACCGUACUCCGUGACCUCCAUAAAGGACAGUAUGUUAGGACAAUGGUCAAUACUAGUGACAGUGGUAAUGGAACCAAUGGAGAGACAAUGGAGAAUAGAGAAAACACUAGUAUUGAAGGUCCUCCACUUGUUCCUGGUAGUGGAGAAAUAAUUGAAGUAGACAAUUUAAUAAAGUUUGAACAUGUUCCAUUGGUUACUCCUAAUGGUGAUGUUCUUGUUAGAGACAUGAACUUUGAAGUUCAUUCUGGUAUGAAUGUAUUAGUGUGUGGUCCUAAUGGGUGUGGCAAGAGCUCUUUAUUUAGAAUAUUAGGAGAGGUCAGUAUUAUACAUCCGCCAUUUUGUUUACUGUGGCCACACUCACUACGUAAAGUGGACGUAUGUGGGCGGGUGGUUGCUAAAGCUGGGUUCAGAAUAUUUGUGUUGCGACCGGAAGUGCCAUAUAACACAAUGAUAAACGCAAGAUUAGAGCAGAGUUCUAUUUUUGCGUUUGCCCAUUGCGUUAUACAGCACUUCCGUUCGCAACGCAAAUAUUCUGAACCCACUUAA
Molecule: messenger RNA, 1724 nt
Organism: Amphimedon queenslandica
Lineage: Eukaryota; Metazoa; Porifera; Demospongiae; Haplosclerida; Niphatidae
Product: ATP-binding cassette sub-family D member 3
Biological process (GO): fatty acid beta-oxidation; very long-chain fatty acid catabolic process; long-chain fatty acid import into peroxisome
Cellular component (GO): peroxisomal membrane
Molecular function (GO): long-chain fatty acid transmembrane transporter activity; ATP binding; ABC-type transporter activity
Source: RefSeq, a predicted model, not a curated record